Insectozyma verbasci is the source of this 1821-nucleotide messenger RNA. The record is from the annotation of a GenBank genome assembly. Lineage: Eukaryota; Fungi; Ascomycota; Pichiomycetes; Serinales; Debaryomycetaceae.
AUGGCUAAUAAAGAAUAUACAAUUUAUGGAUUAGAUUGUUCUUCAUAUAUGAACACAACGCAGCCAAAUGAAACAGCAUCAGAUUUUCAAUUAGGUUUAAAUUAUAUAAUUUCAAAUUUGGUUUCAAAUGCAAUGAAGAACCGUAAAUCAGAUAGAUUUGGAAUAUUAAUAUACAACUCAUCAUCAUUUAAAUUAUUAUAUACCGAUGGUCAAAUUGAAUUAACAAUACUCAAAAAGUGGUACAAUACAAUCAAAGACUUCCAUGAUCAAAGUGUAGCUAAGGGAGGACAUUUUGAUUUAAUAUCUGCUUUGAAUGAAAUCAUUAAUCAAUUUAAAAUCACGACACAUUUGAAAUAUUUCAGAAGUGUUAUAUUUUUAACUAAUGGUGUUAUGAAACUCAAAAAAGAUUAUGAUUCAAGUACUUUGCGGUCAUUCUUAUCUGAUGUUAAAAUUGAUAUUAAUUUUAUAUUAUUUCCUAAUUUUCAUACUGAUAAUUUAAUUGAGCUUAUUAAAACCUUACCAAAUACAAACCUAUCAAAUUGGGAUGAGUUUAUUAAAUUAGGACCAUCUUCAAAAUUAAUCAAUCCGAUAGUUAAAACAACUACGAAUUUAUCUUUUAGUGAUUUAAAUUUAAAUGUUCAAGUUUAUCCAGCUAUAAAAAAACAGAACUCAAUUCAUGGACAUGAGUAUUACAAUAAAGAACUGGAUACAAUUACAAAAGUCGAAAAAACAUCUGAAUAUUACAUUAGUAAUGAAUUGGAUAUUGAAGAGGAAUUAGAAAAAGAAGGUGAUGAAGAAGUGAGUAAUGAUGUAGAAAGAGAAAUCAUUGAUAAAUUAGAAGCUUCAAAUGGGUUCAAAAUUUCAAAUCUUGAAGUUGUUGCCUUAGUUGAUGAAUUAAUAGAUGUAUCAACUUUAAAGACUCAACCAUCAAUAAACAUAAUUGGAUUUAUAAAAUUUAAUAAUUUAAAAUUGAGUUAUUUAACAGAUGAAUCCUUAUAUGUAAUUCCAAACUCAUCAUCAUUCAAUCAGAAAAACAAAAUAGGAUUCAAUUCAUUAAUUAAAUCAUUAUUAGAAAUGGAUUAUGUUGCAUUAGUAAGAUACGUACCUAAGUCAAACUCAGAGGUUGAAUUAUGUGCUGCUUACCCACAAAGAGUGAUUUUAAAGAGUGGAAAAUUUAGUUAUAUAUUAAUGUUGGUUAGAUUAGCAAUGAAAGAAGAUGAAAAAAGAGGUAGAUUUUAUCCAUUACAUAAAUUACAAGAAAAUGAAGAUGAGAAGAAACUUGAACGGAUCGACUCCUUAAUGGAAAAUUUCAUCAAGAGUAAGAAGAUUCGAAACGAUGAUGAAUUUAUUAAGAAUACUUUAAAUAAUGAUAAGAUAAGACAGACGAAAUCAUCAAAUUCAACUAAUCCAAUUGACGCAAAUACGUCAUUAGAAUCAAUUUUAUUAUCUACUAAUCCUGCAACUAAACGAUUUAAUCAUUAUUUAAAUAAAACAAUUUUGAAAUGGAUGGAUUCAGAACUCAAUCUAAUUAACUUUUCAAAACAAGAUAAAUUUAUUGAAAAGUAUUUAACGGUUGAUGAAAAAUACACAUUAUUUAAUAUGGAUAAUAUUUUGGAUGCAAAUGAAAGUUACUUCUUGGAUAAAAAAGAAGAAGAUAAGGAUUAUGAAAGAAAGUUAAUGGAGGAGUUGAAUAUUAAAUAUAAAUUGCAAAGUAAAGAUAAAGUUGUUGAAAAGAAACGUGUUUAUGAUUUUUAUGGUGAUUUAAAUGAAGCUCAUGGUGAUUAUGAUGAAUAUUUUGAUAUUGAUGAUAUUUUGAAGUAG